UGCAACCAGUCCUCAUGAGCUCUGAGAUGAUGCUACUGUUGGUGAUCUUCUGUGGAAUCUCUGUGAUCCGGGUAGAGCCGGUCACCCAGGACACGGGUGUGAGAUCCGUCGCAGUUGGAGAAAACAUCACCUUACAUUGCUUCUGCGACAGCCUGCUGGCGAUGCACGUCUCCUGGUACCGACAAACCUUAGGAAGGAAACCUGAGAUCCUGUCUGUCAUUUACAAAUAUGGCGACACAUCCGACACAUCCCACCAGCUGGAAAACAACCCCCGCUUUUCUGUACAAGUGAAGAACCGAGCGAAUCACUUACUCAUCUCUGACACACACCUGUCAGAUUCAGCAUCUUACUUCUGUGGAAGCUCCUACUCCAACACGAUGGAGUUUGGUGACGGAGUCUUUUUAAGUGUUGCAGAACCCAACCAUGUGGAAAUUCUUCAAGAACCAACAUCUGAGAUGGUCCAGCUAGGUGAUUUUGUGACUUUUAAAUGUGCAGUACGCACGGAGUGCUGUCAUGGUGAACAGAUAGUCUACUGGUUCAAAGAUGGCUACUACCAACAACCCCUCCACACACAGACGGAUCAGUGUCAACCUGUCUCUGGUCGCCAAUCGCCUUCGCUGAGAUGUCUCUACCUAUUACAGAAGAACAAUCUGAGCUAUUCGGAUGCUGGAACGUAUUACUGCUCUGUGGCCUCCUGUGGACAAAUAGUCCUUGGUAGUGGAAGCAAGCUGUUCAUCGGGCACAACACCGAACGCCAGGCAGCUCAGAUUAAACUCUUCGUCUGGCUCUCAGUCAUUCGAGCUGGGAUUCUCUGGGCCUUUAUUGCCAUGUGUCUCCUCAUUUGUGCCUGUCAGAAGUAACACAGUCUAUGAGAUAUGAUUUACAAACAUGUAACACAUCAAAAUGUUUUGAAUUUACAUUUGCCAUUAUGUAGUAACAGCAUACAUGAUGUAAUGUGUUUGAUCAGGUAUUUGAAUGCCGUGUUGAUUUAAACAAUAUCAUACCUACUUACAUGACAUCAGUGAACCUGCAGUUCCUUCAGAAUAAAAUAAAUCAGCUGAUUC
This is a messenger RNA of Nothobranchius furzeri (turquoise killifish), 1064 nucleotides long. RefSeq lists its product as uncharacterized. NCBI's taxonomy places the organism in Eukaryota, Metazoa, Chordata, Actinopteri, Cyprinodontiformes, Nothobranchiidae. The record is from RefSeq and is a predicted model, not a curated record. Gene Ontology annotation, biological process: response to bacterium.